Messenger RNA from Aegilops tauschii subsp. strangulata, 1279 nucleotides. Its product is annotated as haloacid dehalogenase-like hydrolase domain-containing protein Sgpp. Lineage: Eukaryota; Viridiplantae; Streptophyta; Magnoliopsida; Poales; Poaceae. The record is from RefSeq and is a predicted model, not a curated record.
AAAGAGGAGGAGCAGCCGAAGACGAGGCCAGGCAGGCAGCAGUCCAGGAAAUCAGGGAUCUAUCGGAUCCACCGCCGUCCGUCCGUCCGUCCGUGCGUCCUAUAAGACGAGCCACCGCCCCUCGCCCAGAUUCCCAAAUUCCUCCAUCGACCUGCCUGCCUGCCUCCCGCGAGAGUCCUCCACUCCACAACAACCAUCGAGAAGGAGCGCGCGCGCGCGCACGCACGGAGGCGGCCGCGAUCUCUCGCCCACCCACCACUCGCGCCAUGGCUUCCACCAAUGGCGGCUUUGUCAGUCCUCUUGCAGCGACCGUUCCAGUUGAGGCGGUUCUAUUUGACAUUGAUGGUACCUUGUGUGACUCGGAUCCUCUUCAUCACAUCGCUUUCCAAGAAUUGCUUCUUGCGAUUGGGUACAACAAUGGUGUGCCGAUUGACGAUGAGUUCUUCAUAAACAACAUCGCUGGAAGAAGCGAUGCUGAAGCUGCCCAGAAUUUGUUCCCAGACUGGCCCCUCGAAAAGGGGCUGAAAUUCCUAGAAGACAAAGACGUCAAAUACAGAAGUUUGGCGAUGGAGCACCUAGAGCCUGUAAAGGGCCUCCACAAGCUGGUUCAGUGGGUGAAAGAUCACGGCUACAAGCGUGCCGCAGUAACCAAUGCCCCAAGGAUCAAUGCAGAGCUCAUGAUCAAACUUCUUGGUCUAUCAGACUUCUUCCAGGCCGUGAUAGUUGGAGGUGAAUGCGAGAAGCCAAAGCCCGCGCCCUUCCCGUACCUGAAGGCCCUCAAGGAGCUCGAAGUGUCCGCAGCACACACCUUCAUCUUCGAGGAUUCCGCUUCAGGGACACGCGCAGGUGUUGCCGCGGGAAUGCCCGUCGUCGCCGUCUCGACGAGGAACCCGGAGAAGUCCCUACAGGAAGCCGGGGCCGCAUUGAUCAUCAGUGACUAUGAAGACCAGAAACUGUGGAACGCGCUCGAGGAGAUCAACAGAGAGGAAGCGAAGCUAAAGAAUGGUGGGGCGUGAGACGAUGAUGGUGAUGAACAGUUGAUUGACCACUGCAAAUUUACCCAUUCUUAUUAUUUAUAAGGGAAUCUACGCCCUGAAGUUAUUAUGGUAGGACAGAGCUCAUCUAGGUAUUUUGAGCUAUUAGUUUGAUAUAUGUUUCUUUUGGUUCUCUAGUAGAGAAUCAAAUAAAAAACUUUAGUGCCCGACACAUGACAUUUGUUUGGUUGAUGGGACCUAUGAAAAUGGCAUAUCUGUCAGGCUCAUUGCCUACUAGCUCUGAA